CGGUCUGGGCGGGGCGAUGAGAAAGGAAAAGGGCGGUACUGAGGGAGGAAGCGUAAGGCCAGUGCUUCUCGCGUGUGUAUGUGUCUCACAUUCAGGUUCUGGGUGCGCAAUUUUUGGAUUGAAGAGAUCUCCGAGCGGUGGUGUGUGUGCAUGUUGCGAUUCGUUUGAGUUUUUUUUUAUCUUUUAACCUGAACAUGGCAUGUGAAAGAGAGAUGUGAAGUCGGAAACAGUGAUCGAGCUUGUGUGCACUUUGAGGCGGUGGUAAGCCAAGGGCAGCGAAGCAAGCGAUCGGCAAGGGUGGGGUGUUCAAUAAUGUUUGAUUAGCUUUGAAGUUUUUAUUGGAAGACUUUAUGAAACUUAGUUUCACAGAAUAGCAUUCUUUGCACAAGAAGAAUUUGUAAUUUGUCGUGGCUACUCACGGCCAUCCACUUUGACGUUCGACGAUUGUAGUUAUGGCAACGGCUCAGCUACAUGGGCGCUGGAAUUUGACGCCUUCCCGAGCCUUGCCUGACAGGAAGAGCAGAUUCGAAAACCUUCGGUUAUGUGGGCUUCCUCUCUUGACUGAACAAGCAGACCUGAAAGGACUUCGAAUUGCUAAAAAAUCGUCAAGGAGAAGAAAUAAUGGUCUAGUGACUGCAGCCCAUACAGCAAGAGGAUCAGCUAUUGACCAUGGAUACGACUUAUACGAGCUCUUGGGGGUGGAGACUGACGCGCCAUUUCCUGAGAUCAAGCAAGCGUAUAGAUGGCUGCAGAAGAGAUGUCAUCCAGAUAUUGCCGGACCUAUCGGCCACGACAUGUCCAUAUUGCUCAACGAUGCUUACGCCACCCUUCAGGAUCCCAUGCAGCGAGCAGCAUACGAUGUGAAACGUGUUGAAAGGGCUGCAUUUGAUGGCUACACUGGUAAACCCUUGUAUUCCAAAUGGUUAGGCCCCGAAGAGGAAGACCGAGCAAUCUUUGUGGACGAGUCGCAAUGCGUGGGCUGUCUGAAGUGCGCACUUAUAGCCUCCAACACAUUCGCCAUCGAGAAUCGUUACGGACGAGCUCGAGCUGUGGGUCAGUGGGGCAAUUCGGAGGCCACCAUUAGCGAUGCAAUUCGGGCUUGUCCUGUGGACUGCAUCUCAUUUGUACAAAGAGACAAGCUUCCCGCCUUGGAAUUUGUCAUGACAAAGCAACCUCGAGUAAUCGUUGGCGUUGACAUGUACUCGUACGGUGGCCAGAGAAAUGAAAACGUUUUUGCAGCAGCUGAGAAGUUUCUGAAGCGGUGUGCGGAACGUGAGCUAUCCAAAAGGUCAAACCUGCAAGAAACACCAGCUCAGAGAGAGGCACGAAUGGCAGCUGCAGAGAAUAUCCAAGCUCGAGCAGGUCGUUGGUGGCACCAUUUCGUUGGAGUUGAUCCUUCUGAUUUGGAUUCUGUGCGUGCUUGCAGAGGAGCAAUUGUACCUCUGAGCUGGAUACCUUCAACUGGAAGAGUGAGCUCAACUGCUUCCCAUACCUACCAAGGGCCUAGUAUACCUGAAGAGCUUGGUCGUUUAUUUGAAGCUGCUAGGAGGCGACGGCAAGGAAACGGCGAAGAAGGUAAUGUGCUUGCAGAAGACGAUUACUGGACCCCUGUAAAGCAUGUGUCAAGAUCCGUACCUUCAGAGGAAAAGCGUGCAACUGGUCCGAGGAGGGAAUCAAAACCAGGAAAACCUGGAAAUAGCUAUGAACCAAAGUGGGCAGGGAUUUCUGAUCUCCAAAUGGGUGACGAGGUGCUCAGUGGGUGGUUGAAAUCCGGCUUGUCGGCUAUUCCAGUGACGGCGUCCUUGAUCGGAGCUGUUUCUGCUAGUAUGACGAACGGGUUGGGUGCUGCAAAUUCUUCUGACAUUUCAUCUGGCCCAUUGCCGGCUGAAAUCACCUCAGGCAUUUUCAUGCAAGUGUUCCUGGCCGCUGCAGUUUGGUACAUGAUUGGCGCUGUGGUCGGCGGCCUUGCCACAUUGUUGGUUGUGUCAGCCAUCACGAUAAAACGCAACAAGGACUGAGCAUGCAACCAGUGACAUUCAAUAUUCUUGCAAGAAAGAAGUUAUUACAAUUACUGCCAAAGAAUUAGUCGAAAUCAAUGUCAUCCUCCAGUAACUUCCGAACUGAACCUGUUUACUGAUGCCAGAGAUGUCCAGCAACAAAAAUACAAUAUGUUUAGUCUGUACUAUACAAUAAUUCGAAUGCUAAGCAUCCCAUUAUUCGUUAUUAAUCAGGGAAUAUAUACCAAUGUUAUAAUA
This is a messenger RNA of Physcomitrium patens, 2255 nucleotides long. Its product is annotated as chaperone protein dnaJ C76, chloroplastic. The record is from RefSeq and is a predicted model, not a curated record. Lineage: Eukaryota; Viridiplantae; Streptophyta; Bryopsida; Funariales; Funariaceae.